This is a messenger RNA of Acanthoscelides obtectus, 1463 nucleotides long. Lineage: Eukaryota; Metazoa; Arthropoda; Insecta; Coleoptera; Chrysomelidae. The record is from the annotation of a GenBank genome assembly.
GUCGACUCCACCUGACAACACUGAGCCUGAUGUUUAUCAAUUAUCUGUCAUUAUUGUCUCGUGACCUUCCAAGCAAUUUUAAGCUCAUUCCUUCAAUUCCUUGGUUGCUUGUUCACGUUCACGCAUCAGUAUUCGUUAGUCCAUGCCGGCCGAUAUCUAGUAUUGAAAGAUGGCACCAGCAUACAAGGUAUCUUACUUCAACAUUACCGCUCUUGGAGAGCCUAUAAGAUUCCUAUUUAGCUAUGGAGGAAUUGAAUUUGAAGAUAUUCGUAUCGAAAAGGAACAGUGGCCUCAGCACAAGUCAAAAAUGCCUUUCGGACAAAUGCCAGUGUUGGAGUACAACGGCAAGGUAGCACAUCAGAGCUUGGCCAUUUGUAGAUAUCUCGCCAAACAAGUAAAGUUGGUAGGCAAAGACGAUUGGGAAGAUUUGGAAAUUGAUGCUGCUGUUGAUACUGUCAAUGAUCUGCGUCAAAAAUUGGGAGGUUACCACUAUGAAGCUGAUGAAAAAAUCAAGAAAGCCAGAGGUGAAAUCCUAUUCAAAGAGACCUUGCCUUACUAUAUAGAAAAACUAAAUGCUCAAGCUGAGAAGAAUGGUGGGCAUUUGGCUUGCAAUCGUUUAACUUGGGCUGAUAUAUUCCUGGCAGGCCUUUUACAGUACAUGAACUUCAUGGCCCAGAAGGAUAUAACUGAAAACGCUCCGGCACUAAAGAAAGUAUACGAGCAAGUAUGCGAGCUUCCCAACAUCAAGAAAUGGUUGCAGAAUCGCCCUAAAACAGAAAUUUAAUAUGUGAAAACGUUUUAUUUUUUUUAUAUAAGAUAUUCAUUACGUUUGUUCUACGCAUUUUAUAAUGAAGCUUUAGAAUUUUAAGAAAAUCAUUUACAUGCGGCCAAGUAUAUGAGCCUCCUAAACAGAGGUAUACUAUGUGACUACGUUUUUUUUAAUAUAAUCAUUACGUUUGUCUGCCUUUUAUAACAAAACUUUAGAAUUCUAAAGAAACCGUUUAUUUUACUGACCUCCUGAUGAUGGCAUGUAUCGCGCACACAAUAAAUAUUAACAUUUUCAACAAAGUUCAACUUCUAACUAAACUAUCCAUCUAUAACUUUAAAAUGUAGGUGAUGGUCAAACAAACUUAGUAGAAAUUUAAAAAAAUAGACUAGGUACUGUUUAAAGAAUUAGGAUAUCUUCAUCUGUAUCGACUGUUAAAAUAUAAAUUUUGACAAUUUGAAUUUUAUUUCUACCGUUAUUCAAAACCAUAUUUCUCUCGCUCCUCAAGCUCAAUAAGUUAUUUAUGUAUCUCCAGUAUGACGUUUCUUCAAUUUACCUGCUUAACGUAACCCUGCUAUAUCAAUUAUAGAUUGCAAGUAAAUAUACUGAGUAACAGAGAAAAAAAAAUCCGAUUUUAAUGAUUUUUGGUACUUUUGACUUUGAAGUUGAGUCAUUAAUUUUCAGAUAAUGAUUGCAG